Trichoderma asperellum CBS 433.97 is the source of this 1242-nucleotide messenger RNA. RefSeq lists its product as uncharacterized. The record is from RefSeq and is a predicted model, not a curated record. Lineage: Eukaryota; Fungi; Ascomycota; Sordariomycetes; Hypocreales; Hypocreaceae.
GAUGGCUUUAGGACCAACUAUAUAUUUACUAUAACGCUUUCUAUAUAUACUAGUCAAGAUUGUUCUGAGACAGGCUCUUAUCUCACUUAUACAACCACAUCAACCUGCCGCCAUCAUAUACAUACUUAUAUACAUAUACACAUAUAUACAACUGUAUACAUAUACAAUGUCGGCUACUCAAACGGAAGUGCUUCUGCACGGUCGAAAGCUCUCCCGACCAUCAACAUCAACAUCUUCCCUUCCUCCAGCUUAUGAACCCGGCGACUAUAUCGAGCUCGAUAAUCUUUCAACCACAUCUUCACGCUCCAGCUCCUCCUCCCCCCCUCAAUAUGACGACUACCGUCUCAGCGCCCAGGGCUCAUCUUCAUCGUCAUCCCAGCCAACUUUUCGCUGCACCAAGGCCUUUCAGAUCGAAGCUCGAGGCCAUCCUCUCCUUGCCUUCCCCCACUCGCCUCGGCGGACGCCCAUCCCCAUAUACAAUGUAGAUCUCUCCACGGGUAUUGCCACAGACCUUGCAUAUCGGUCUCUCCGUCCGGUUCGCUGCUCCGGAAACAGCAACCUCAUUCGUGCCGGCGACUCUGAAAACGACCCCAUCUGCCGAACCACAUAUCGCUUCGGCCCCGGUAAGCCCCCAAAGCUGGAGUUGUGUGGACUCAUGGCCUACGAGGAGGAGUUUGAAGUCGUCAAUAAGGGCUUCACUACGCGAGCGCAAGUAUUCCGCACGCACCUGGGCACGUUUCAAUGGCGUUACGCAGGGCGGGAAGAGAGAAAAGCGGCUGGGGCAAAUAAUUUGAUGGUCCUCGAUCGAAUAAUCAAAGUGGCGCUUGAGGGCGGGAAACAGGAGGAGAAGAGGAUACCCGUGGCGAGGCUGGUGAGAAAUGCAGAGGUUAGGUCCAAGGAGACGAAAAUUACGACGGCGGGGAAUGGAGGUAGAUUGAUGAUGAAUUUGAUGGAAUGGGAGGGAACUAAAGGGGAUGCGGAGCAGGUUGAGGUGUUGGUGGUGGCCAGCUGCUUGGUGAUGCUGAAGAAGGAGGUUGAUAGGAGGAGGAUGCAUCAGGCUAUUACUAUGACUACGCCUUGUUAUUUUGCUUAACGGGUAUUGGAUGGGCGAAGGAUGCUAACCACAGUUUUUGGUAUGUAACAGGGGCGUGCGUGUGAAAGAUAUUUAGCGAUUAAUGUUCAUUUAUUUUCGUAUAAUAUGGCCAAAUAUUUAUUUAUAUACUCUUGAUAUAAUUCUAAAUC